GGUAUCUUAAGCUCUCCAGAGGUGAAGGAUGGGGCGUAAACUGGAUCUCUCUGGUCUGACGGAUGUGGAGGCUGAGCAUGUGAUGCAGGUGGUGCAACGGGACAUGGAGCUACGCAAAACGGAGGAGACACGGCUCAAAAAAAGUGUGGGACAUUGGCAAAAAGAAGCACAUUACUCGUCACGGUACUUUGGAGUGAGAAAAACAAUUUGGUUAAUGACUUUGUUUGGCACCACAAUUUUAUCUGACCGACAGAGAAGCAGUCUGGCCGCUCUAAUCUCUCACAUGUUGUUGAAAAUGCUUGUUUGCUGGUACAGGAAGUAGGAAUAAUGGCACAAAAAUUAAUUUGGAAAAAAACUAAAACAAACAAUGCCUAUUUGUUUCAUGCUUUUAGGCAUUUUAGGCUUUUCGGCACCUAGUUUGUAACUCAGAAAUGCAGAAACACACUGACAUCGUAUUUUAUGUAGUCACAAAAAGAGACUCUUCCCUUCAAAAUCUGAUCACAGGUUCUUACAGGAGACAUGCUUUAGAUGUGUGUUAAUGGCUUGGUGUGAAGAUCUGUCUUGGAUGUCCACUUGUACAGUAAUUCAAUCACUUAAGAAGGAUGUUAAUAUCAGGCAGACAAAGAGACAUUGCAAUAUAAUAUUACAGUUUGCAUUAGUUUUCCUCAACUCCAGGAAACUGAUUUUAUUUGUCCAAUUAAGAGCAUUGGGAUUGGUUAGCCUAUAUACUAUGUUAUUUUUGAACUAUACAACUCUAUAUUGAUUGUCAGGUAUUUUUGUUUCAUACUUUUGAAGUUCAAAUGAGUUAAACAGAAUAUCUAUUUGAAUACCUGUGCUAUUUCUUAAGCCCCACAAUUCUCUUUCACGUCCCUACAAAACCUUAAACCAUCUCAUUUUAUGCAGACAGCAUUUUUAUCUUCUCCCAAGUGUGUUCUGCCUGCAUGCAUCUAGCUUUUCAAUAUCCUCUCCGACACCUGGGGAGCAUCUCAGAAUUUCAAACAGGACUGAGUGAGUUAUCAGAGAAUGGAAGAGCAAAAAACAAGAUUAUUAGAAAAGACCCUCUGAAUAGAGGCAGGAAAAUACAGGGAUUUAAAAAGUAACAUUAUUUUUCUCAGGAGAUACAUCUUGUAGGAAAGUAUUUGUUUUGGCAAAGCAAUGAAAAAAAAAAGAAGAAAAACUGAGAACCAAUUAAAUGCAUUAUCAGGGCAUCAUAUAUCUGUUCUUAAAAUAUUUAACAUAACCCUUGUAGAUGUACUGAAAUGUGUAUAUGAUGCACUGUAUACUUUCUCUUCUUCGCAAUUAUUAAAAAAAAAUUAUAUCCAUUUUAUGUACUUUCCAAAUGCCCACUAGGACGUACUUAAGUACCCCUUGGGGCACACAAAGCCCUGGUUGGGUACCACUGAUCUAAAUCAGACUUGGGAAAAAAUCUAGAGAGACACCCUAGAGUCUGCCAUCUAUCCAUGCACUCAUCCAUGAUUUUCCAUUUCAUUAAAUCAAAGAUUUCAAACACAUGGCAGAAUCUGUCAGUUUUGUGAGGCCCCUGCUAAUCCAUUACAUGUAUGUAACUGCACACAGAACAUGGUGAAUCUGAGCAGACAAUUUGGCUUGUAGCACACUAUUCAGUGGGUCAUUUUGGCCUUAUACAAACAAUUAUGAUAGGAUUGUUUCCUUAAUUACAUGCUGAUUCAUUUACACUGCAAUUCAUACUAAAACUAUAUACAUAUUUGUGUGGCUUAUGUUUUAAGCUGUUUUCGUCAGCAUCUAAAUCUGAUUCCUCAUGAGGGUUUAUUUGAAUUAGAGAACUAGUUUCGUCUCAGUUCUGUCUGCGCUGAAUCUCCAUAGAAUGACUAGCAACUAUGCACUUAACAGAUUAAUAAACCCUGAUUAGUACAUGUUUUCUUGCAUUGCUCUAAAGUGAACCAUUCCCAGCAUGAACCGUUUGCUAUGUGUUAUUGUGUUGCAAUAACACUGCUGAUCUAUGUUAACAAGAUGUUCCAGGAAUAGGUCAUGUAAUUGCUACAUUGCUGGAGUCUUUGCGCUAUACUGUACAACACAACAGUAGAUUUGGUUUGAGAUUGAUUUCCCUUGUGUGUGAACCUCUCAAUCCUCAAGCAACAGAUGAGAUUGAAUUUAGAUUUAAUUACAAAUAUAUUUAAAUUUGUUAACACUUUAUUUUAAGGUGUCAUUGUUACACGUUACAUGUACUUACUAUUAUAAUAACAAUACAUUAUGCAUAAUUACAUGCAAGUAACCCUAAGCCAAAUCCUAACCCUAACCAUAUAGUAAGUACAUGUAGUUAAUUAAUAUUACUCAGUAUCUAAAGGUAUAAUUACUCUGUAACAAGGACACACUAAAAUAAAGUCUAACCUUAAAUUUAAGUCAAAUUAUGAAAUGCAUUUUAUUUUGUGAAUGUUUUAUGAAUUUUAAUUUAAAUGGUAAAAACCUAAACAAAACUAUAACAAAACAUUUUCAUGUUAUUAUGAAAAAUUGAUAAAUGGCCAGUAUUUGUCUAAAUACAUUCAAAACAAAACACUAAAAAUGCUAUACAUACAUUUAGGGCAUCACAACAACAUAAUGUAAAGAAUGAAACAAUGAUAUUACUGUUAAAAUUUGCUUUUUUAAAAAAGUUUUUUACAUGUACCAGUUAUUAAAUUAUUAGUUUAAAUAAAUAACCGUGCCUUUGCCAUAAUCUAAUGCUCACUUCAUCUAAGUGUAAAAAUUGGAGGAAAAAAAUCCACCAUCUAAUAAAUAUAUAAUAUCACCUGAUACACAUCAAAUAUUGACGAGUAAAACAGUGUCAUUUAUAUCAAACAUUAGAAACUCGAGUGCAUUAGAAACUUUACAAAGGAUACUGUAAAAUGUAUUAUAGAUAAAUACUGCAUAACAGGAAUGGGAAAAGAAGAGGAUAUGCUAAAUUGUGUACUGCAGUUGCAGAUUGUAUCUAAUUAUAUAUAACCUGUCAUUCAUGAUAGAUACUGGUGUGUCAGAUGACUUAGUAAAAAAUAUUGGCAUUGGUUGACCCCCCGUUCAUCACACCUGCGCCCAGUCUGGCUAUCUGGCAUGAGUCACUUAGUAGACCUUCGCUUGGAUCUGCAUCUACUGGCACAGGACGCCUCUGCUGCUCUCUGCCAACGGCUUGCUUUGUAAACAACAGACCAUGUUUCUGAGAACUCGGUGGAAAUGGCCUGCUGAGUAUCCAAUUAUAAGUUCAUUGGAGAGACCCCUGAUGGGGUAUCAUCACCGUGGGUGACUGUAGGGACAUGAAAUUGAUCCUGCUCAGGUCUGUAAGAAUUGUUCAGCUAUUAUCUUCUUUUGUGCUUUUUGGCUGUUACUUUAAAUGCAUCUUGCCACUGAUUCAGUCUAGACAAAUUGGUGGAAGGCUGUUCGUAAUCUCUGGUUUGUAUCUCUGUGGUCUGAAUGUCACAUUUAGAGAUUAAUCUACAAACUACAUGCAUCUUGGAUUUAGUGCAAGAGUUGUUUUUCACUGAUUUCAAGCAUAUGUAUGCACAAAAUGUCCCCAAAGGGAGGUUUUGGCACAAACUUAUCAGCAAACUAUUUCUGUGUGCACAUAGAUGCAAAAAUGCAGUGUUAUAAAUUUGUGUUUUCCAAGUCCACACUGUAAAAAAUCCAAUUAACAAAAUUUUGGAAGGGCAAAAAUAUUGAACUAAUUUUAUUUUAUAAGUUGAACUAAUUUUAUUGCUUGUGCUUAGUUGAAAAGACAUAUUACAUUAAGUCUGCACAAAUAUAUUUUAAAAACAUUAAACGAAUGGUUAUUUUCAAAUCCAGUCGCCAUUCAGAAUGCUAAAUGUUGACAAAACUAAUAAAAACAAAUCCAGCCAACACUGAGAUCAUUCCACACGUGCACGCGCCUGAGUGACUUCGCGGGAGAAACAGCGGCGCCAUCUUGUCAAGUUCACGCGUCAGGGUGUGGCCAAAGGUUUCAUUGGUGCUUUGUCAUCGUUGCAAGAUUUCAGAUGCAUGGCCAGUCAGAUCCAAGGCACCAAACACCAGACCGUUUCACUGCAACUACAUACCGUGUGUACUUUCAAGACUAGGAGUUUAUUGUUUUCAUUCCAGGUAAUAUGUGUAAAUGUUUAGAGUUUUUACUACAAUUAUAAUGUGCUUUAUUGUUCUCAGUGGCAUCUACGCUAAUAUUAGUCUGUUUCAUUCUUAUUCCGAGGUGAAUGUAGCCACCCAGAUCCAGUCCGUAUCCAGAUCAGAUGGUGGAUCAGGACCUAGAGACGACCUCUACAGCCCUGAAUGUCAGCAGAGACCAGGACAACUAGAUGAGAUGCAGAGACAGAUCCCCUCCGAAGACCUCGUUGACAAGUCAGACAAGUCCUCUGCUCAAUCUGACCUAUGUUUCAGUCUAGAAUUAAACUUUCAGAUUCUGUUGUUUAGCUUGUUUAGUUUUUUCUUAGGUCAUUAAACAAAGUUUAAACUGAAUUUUGCAGUUGUUUUACAGACUACUGGAGCUUUGAAGGGAUAGUUCACCCAAAAAUGAAACAGCUGUUAGUUUACUGACCAUCAGGCCAUCCUAGAUGUAGGUGACUUUUUUUUCUUCAUUCCUGUAUGUUUAGUUGUAUGAAAAAUGUUAUAAAUGGAGAUUGUUAUUAAAUAAAGGCUAUUAUGUGUUAUAAAAUGUGUGUGGUUUUAGUGAUUGAUAAACACCAGUUAAUCAUUUUUCAUAAUUUUUUUAAACUAUAAAAAUAUAUGUUUAUGUAGUUCCCCAGCAAUUUCUUAUGAUGCCCAAAUAAUAAAUCUUAGUUGAGGUAAUAUAUAAAACACAUAAACAGUUACAUUUUAAUUGACAUAACUUGCUGUAGUCUUCUAAAUGUUUGACCAAUUAAAACAUUUUAGUUGAAUGGACUAUAAAACUAGUUCACUAAAGGUUGAGCCAACUAAAAAAUAACAAUUCAGAUAACAUUUUGAAGUCAGAAAUGGACUGAACGUAAAAUUUCUGUGGAACUAGUUACUAAAUAAUUAGUUGAAACCGCUUAAACUUUUUUACAGUGCACAGGUGAAAACCAACAUCACUGUAAUGUAUUAUCCACCCUUGCAUGUGUAUUAUGUCAUUACAGUCUUUGUUUUCUUUCUUUUCCAUUUUUUUUCUUUCCUGUCUGUCUGUUUUUAAUCUGCUGAGAUUAUCCUCAGUUCCCCUCUCUCAGUAUUCACUGGAGCCGAUCCGUUCAAGCUGUGGCUCUAAUCAUUCGUAAUGAUUUCCUGUUGGCAUUGUUUGGAGAGACAAAGUAAACGCCACACCUCAAGCAGAGAUUUUCAAUACAAUGCUUCCUUUCUAGUUUUUCAUCUCUCUCUCCACUCUCAAUUGUCAGCUCCUGAGACACAGGUUUGCUUUUAUAACAGUAUGUAUCAUGACACAUUAUUUAAAAUGAUUUAAUUUUCAAUAUUAAAUAAAAAAAUUCAUUUAAACCAUUCACUUUUGUUUACUUAUGUCCUCUUUGUCCACAAUAUAUUUUGCAUCACAUUUUUAUUUGUUUUAAUUUUCUGCAUUCACACCUGUAAAUCACAGGAAACCACUGCCAUGAUGAUAUUAAGACCAGCAGCACAAUUGCUCUGCCAUCGAAGCAAAAUUAACGUUUUGCGCAUUACUGAAUGAAGCAGUGUUUUGAAUGAAUCGAUUCAGAUGAGUCUGUGAUUCAAUUAUUCACUCAUAAACACAGUGGCUUCAUCCGAAAUUGCAUAAAUCGCAUAAUAGUUGAAAAACAUUACGUGAACAGGGUAGUAUGUCCGAAUUCACAGCAUUGUGAGUUGGGAUGACCUACUAUUUCCGGUGAGAUUCUGAAGUAUGCAUUCAAUUGACACUUCACUAUCCCACAAGGCCACAGAGAGGAUGUGCGAGUAGCAGUGAAGCAACACUGGCUAUGUUUACAUGCAACCAAAUAAUCCGUUUGUAAUCGGAUUGACGGCUCAAUCGGACUGAUAAGGCUUCAUGUAAACACCUUAAUCGAUCCGAUUGAGCUCGAUCGGAAUGAAAUUUCGAUCGGAUUGAAGGGAGUGGUUUAUUCCUUUUCUAAUCCGAUUGCGCGUGCAUGUAAACACUCGAUCGGAUUGAAAACCGAAACUGAAAGGACUGCGCAUGUGCAAUAAUGCAGAAAUAGCGUAAUGACGUAUGAAGCGCGGAACGAGCGGUUCUUCCUUUUGAAUAAAGUGUUGUAUAAAUGCGUGUCUUGUCAUUAUAAAACUCUCCUUUCACUCGGCAUCUGUGAAGUGGAGCAGGACAACCUCCCACCAGUCCUUGUUUCGGAUUCUCAACCACAGGCAACCCAUUUUGUGCUCAGGGCGGGGCAUUUUUCUGCGUGAUAAAUAUGAGCAGCACGGCACGUGAGAUGAAGAAGGCACUGGUUGAGGAGGGCGGUCGGUCUGUUUUGCUGUCGCGGCAGCACAGGUUUAAUGAGCGCUGCUGCAUCCGCUGCUGCUCUCCCUUCACCUUCCUGCUCAACCCUAAACGUUCCUGCCUGGACUGUUGCUACAACGUCUGCAAGGGCUGCUGCACCUACAGUAAGAAGGACAAAGGUUGGCUGUGCUCCUCCUGCCAGAAGACCAGGCUACUGAAGACCCAGUCACUGGAAUGGUUCUACAGUAAUGUGAGAAGUCGUUUUAAAAGGUUUGGCAGUGCCAAAGUGUUAAAGAACCUCUACAGGAGGCAUGCGGCCGAGCGUGGAGCGCUAGCAGAGCUUACAGCAACGGAGGGCAGCACUUAUGAAGAGAGCGGCUGCAAUGAGAGUAGUAUGUAUGAGAGCGACUCCACGUUCUACAAGCAAAGUGAAGAGCACAGCAUGGCUGAUACUAUUAAGGUGGCACUGCGGGUGGCAGAAGAGGCCAUAGAUGAGGCCAUUGCUAAGGCUGAGAGCCAGGCUGACAGUCAAGAGAAGCAGAACGAAGCUCAUUAUUUGCGAGAGAACAGAGGAGAGCUGAUUGAGGAAUUGGCCAAAACUAUAGUACAGAAAAUUGUCCGCCGGAAAGAGGGUUUGCCUGAGAUGAAGUCUGGAUGUAAUCUGGACCAGAACAGUGAUGGAAUCUCUCCUGAUCAAACCCAGGGUGCCUUUGAUGCUUCUCUUUGGAGGUCUCACUCAGCUUUCUGUCUCUUGACUGAUGAGAAAACAGACCAGCAUUCUAACACUGGGUCAAGACUUUCAUCCUCUAUAAGUCAUACUCUGGAAACGAAGAAAGAAGAACCGAUGCCUGUUCAGGCCAUGCCUAGCUGGAGGAGUGUCGACCGACUGGACAAUUCCAUGUUACAGAGUCCUGAUGGUAACUGGAUUGCUUAUCAGAGCAACCUGCUCUCUCGACCAAGCCUUUUAACUAAGCGCAAAAGUCUGGUCUACAGCGUCUUGGAAAGGGAGUCUGGCGUGGUGUCAGCUUACGAUGAGAUGGGCUCAGAAACAGAGCCUGAAGCUAAUGGGGUCUGGGGCGCUGCACUGGAAGAGCUUCGGCGUAAAAUGUCUGCCAAUAAGCAGUUGAGUUACCCAGAGUCCUACAGCCGUCAAGCAACCUUGCCUUUGAACACACAAGCAGAACAUCUCACUGCAUACACCUUGGCUGCUGACACAGAGGACUCCACAGGACAAGAUGGGCCGCUACACCAGUCCCAGAAAACUCUGCUGCCCUUCUUGAAGAGAAAAGUGUCACUAGAACACAGGCGACCCUCAUCCACCUGGCGCCCAAACAUCAUGGAUAUAAAUUUCAAUCCAGGAGGGGCUGAAAGCAGCGAGGAUGGCCUAGAGGAAAGCAGGGUCAAGAGGUCACGGCGAAGGAGGAAAAAUAAGAGAGAGGAGGCAGAGUGGAAAGGACAGUCGGUAUUGUCUUCGGAUGUCCCGGAUUCCAGCAGCCACCUCUCAGAUGCUCUGGUGAAGAGACGCUAUGUGAAACAAGACUCAGACUUGCAUGGAAAAAGAUCAUGUGAUCAUAGUCUGGAAGCAGACACUUCAGACACUGCUACUCCUGACAUCUUGAGCUCUGGAGCCAUGACCCCUGAUCCAUUUGGACUUGGUCUCAAUGCUCCCAGCUAUUCCAAUCAUGGGGCCCUUGGUGUAGUUGGAUCUUUAGAUCAGGAGUUGACUACCAAACUGAAAGAACUGACCAGUCAAGUCAGAGAAACACAACUUUCUUCCACUGAUGAUGAACUGGACAGGUUGGAGUAUCAAACAGAGAAUGAAGAAGGUGAAGGUGAAGGUGAUUCAAAAGAAAGAUCAGAUGAAAUUGAAUCCACAAAUCAAGUGAGAUCAACUGAGAUGUUGAAAGAAGAUGAUCUGACUUCCAAACUGAGAGAAUUGACCAGUCAUGUCAGUGAGACACUACUUUCUUCCACUGAAGAUGAACUGGACAGGUGUGAGUAUGAGGUGCUGAUACAAUAUGACGAGAAAACACAAAACUAUGCAGAGAUGGUUGAAAAAGCAGAAGAAGAGAGAUCAGAGAAAAGGCAAAAUGACACGGGUGAGACCCAAAUGUCAGAAGAAAUGAGCUCUGUGAGCCAAAAACAGACACUUAAUGAGACAGAUGCACAAAAUGAGAUAGUUAGAGAGAGAACUGAAGAGUCAAAGAACAAGGGAGGAGUUCAUACUGAAGAGAAAAAUGCAGAAAUAAAAGAUUGUGGAAAUGCAGUUGAUGGUCAGCAGAACAGAGCUGAGAAUACAGAGACAGUUGAUCAUAUUGAGGAGCAGGAGGUGUUAUCCUGUGAACUGGCUUUGAGUAGACUGAUUAGUGAAGAUGGAAAGAUGGAAUUUGAUAGGAUCAUUAAUACUGUAGUGAAGCCUUUGGAUGAUAUGGAAGAACACAUAGAAGCUUACACUAGUGCGGGGGUAUUUUUAGACAGAGAGAGAAGUGAGGGAGAGAAACACGAGAUGAUGGAAGAGGAGGAGAAUGUAACUGAACAGGAAACGGAUGACAGGCCAAUAUCUGAGGGAUGCUUUGUUGGUGGAAAAUCGAAGGAGCUGCAGGAAAAAGAAAUGAAGGAAGAGGGCAAGAUCAAUGAAGUUGUGGCACUAAAGAGCAACACGGAAUAUACCAAAGAGACAGAAGACAAACAAUGCAGUAAAUCAUCAGAAGAGAGAGUUCAAGAGAAGGACGGCAACAGUCAAGGUGACUUGACUGAAAACAGGGAGAAACAGAGGGACCUCACAAUUCAACACAGCACCCCAUCUGGUCAGGAGGAGUAUCUGUCACCGGAGGAGAUCUACAAAGAUGCACACAUACUGGACAUAGAGAAAAACCUACAUUUAAUCUCCAAUAUACUACAGCAGAAGUACUCAGCGGUAUCACUGCGGAGCAUCACCACAGAGGUGCUAAAAGUACUGAACGCUACAGAGGAUCUGAUUCACGGAUCUGUGGGAGAUGGACGAUGCCAGUCAGACCACAGUGACGUCUCGAUCAUUCCCCCUGAUGAGGCCAGAAGACUGGAUGAGCAGCUCGGCAGACUGGAGGAGAAUGUGUAUGUGGCAGCAGGUACAGUGUACGGUCUUGAGGCUGAACUGGGGGAUCUGGAGGAGUGUGCGCGCUGCAUCAGUGGAUCCACCACUGAAAGACAGCUCGCUCAUCUGGAGGACCAGGUGGCCUCUGCAGCAGCCCAGGUGCAGCAGUCUGAGCUCCAGGUUUUAGACAUUUCCUCAAGAAUUGCUGCUCUGAAAAAUGCAGGUCUUAAUGUAACUCCACAGACCCAAUUUACCAAGGUCAAGACUCCAAAAACCAAGACACAAACCAUUGGCUCAUCUCGGAAACUGAGGCGGCGACUGCCAGCACCUCCAAAACAAGAUAAAGAAGCAUAAAGAGGAUAGUGGGAUACAUCAGCAAGCAUCAUCACAAAGUUAAAUAACUACAAACUUAAAAAAGCCACUGAUCACAUGUGCCUUGAAGCUCAUGGCUCAUAGAUAAGAUUUUAUGGACUCAAGAUCUGGCUGACAGAUUCAAAUAAACUGAUGUAUCGCCCAUGCAGUGAUGCCAUUUUACACAAACUAAUAACUCUUGAUUGCUUUAUUACCUCUCUCCCCUCAUAAUAAAUAAUGAAGUAAAAUAAUGUAAAAUUAUACUAUGAUGUGGAGCUUUGUUUUGGCAUAUUUGACCAUUACUGUGAAUCAAGAUCAUCAUUUAAUUAAGCCUUUAAUUUAAAAAAAUAAUAAUCUUGUAAAAGGAAGUAAUGGGAUAGUUCAUCAAACAUGAAUAUUCUGGCAUUAUUUACUCUCCCGAUGUUGAAAACCAAACGGUUUUGCUUACCACUGACAUCUGUUAUAUGAAAAAAAAAAAAAACAUUUAAGGCAUUUCUCCAAAUUUUUAUUUUAUAUUCCUUAGAUGAAAGAGAUGGUGAACUGUCCCUUAUAUAUAUUAAAGAUAUAUAGAUUAAUUUGAAUUCGUGGCCAAAUAUUUUCUGUAUUAAUCUUUCUGAUUGAUUUAUCUGUCAGAUUUAGAGUAGAUUAUACUAGCCAUGUGUCAGAUAUAUUAAUCAUGCAGAACUUUAUUCAUGCUGAUAAUAUAAAUUUAUGAUGUUAGAUUUGAUAAUAGAGAAGUUUACAAACUAUUGUAAAGACAUUGAUUUAUUGUAAAGUGUAAAUGAACUGUGUAAAUUAAUGGAUUUUUUUGUUUGAUUAUAUUUCAAUUAUAGUACAUUUUUGUACACAGA
This is a messenger RNA of Onychostoma macrolepis, 10630 nucleotides long. It is a transcript of the gene myripa, whose product is annotated as myosin VIIA and Rab interacting protein a. The transcript has 18 exons. Gene Ontology annotation, biological process: intracellular protein transport. Lineage: Eukaryota; Metazoa; Chordata; Actinopteri; Cypriniformes; Cyprinidae. The record is from RefSeq and is a predicted model, not a curated record. Gene Ontology annotation, cellular component: cortical actin cytoskeleton. Gene Ontology annotation, molecular function: small GTPase binding; actin binding; myosin binding. Bases 6327 to 9782 code for a protein of 1151 amino acids.